Messenger RNA from Protopolystoma xenopodis, 183 nucleotides. Lineage: Eukaryota; Metazoa; Platyhelminthes; Monogenea; Polystomatidea; Polystomatidae. The record is from the annotation of a GenBank genome assembly.
AUGUUGAGCAACACCACGGCGAUCGCCGAGGCUUGGGCUCGAUUAAAUCACAAGUUUGACCUCAUGUACGCGAAGCAUGCUUUCGUGCACUGGUACGUGGGCGAAGGCAUGGAAGAGGGUGAGUUUUCGGAGACUCGUGAGGAUCUGGCGGCUUUGAGAAAGACUAUGAGGAGGUUGGAAUAG